Molecule: messenger RNA, 1094 nt
Organism: Struthio camelus australis
Lineage: Eukaryota; Metazoa; Chordata; Aves; Struthioniformes; Struthionidae
Product: interferon-induced transmembrane protein 3-like
Cellular component (GO): membrane
Source: RefSeq, a predicted model, not a curated record
GCGCGCCAGGAGAGGCACCUUGCAGCGCCCCGUCUCUCUGGUCAGCCCCAGCAUCCAUGGAAGCCCUCGGGGUUGAGUCUGUGCCCUCCUACAAGUGGUGGUCCAUCUUUAACAUCCUGUGCUGCUGUCUGCCCCUGGGGCUGGUUGCUCUCUACUACUCGGGACAGGUGGAGGAACGCCUGAGCCGCCGUGAUGUUGACGGAGCACGUGCCGCCUCUAACACUGCAAAAAUCAUCAACUGCGUAGCGCUGCUGCUGGGGCUCGUGGUCAUCAGCGUGGUCAUCUUCUAUUGUGUCAAAUACCAGCAGAUGCUCAGCAGGCUAUGAGCACAGGCCACCAUGAUAGUCUUGCGUUGAAAGCUUCAGCUGAACCCAGGCACGCGGGGCAGGGGUGUAGGACUCUGCGUCUGUGAAGUCUGUGUUGAAAUGCUGCUUGGUUUGGCUGCUUUCUCUUUCCUGAAUUUAUUGGUAGUUAGCAAGAGCUUUGCUGGAGGAAGGACCUAGGCUCUCGCACGCUAGUGUUGCAGGGCCAUGGAUUUAGGUGCUUGGGGUGGAGUCCCCAGUGAGCACCCCUCUUCCCUAGGCACGCUGCCUUGCCUGGACAAGACGCGUUCACAAGCCCUCAAGUUUGGGGAGAUCUUUUGUGGGGUGGGUGCGUGCACGUGGGGGAAUUGCAGACUGGGGCAAUGGGUUGUCAAACUGGAGUUUGUGCUUGCCUCUUUUUCUUCUUUUUCCUUCUCCCCUCUGUGAUAGCUCAACGCUGCAAGCCGCUGCUUAUCGUUGUGUGAGAGCAGUGUACGCUCAGUGCAAGGCCGGACAAAUUGCACUUCAGUUGUUUGCUUGAGACGUUGCUCUCCCUGCUGGUUAUUGUGUUGUCCUAAAUAAAUGGCUUAUUAGUAAAAACCUGCCUUGACUUCUCGGUGUGUAACUUCCUGGUUUUAUGGUCAGGCUUGCCUGAGGACGCAGGCCGGGGCUGCUGGGGAGCAGCAGGGGAUAAGUGACUUGUGCAAAGAGCAGGUACUGCCUGACCAGAGAGACCCUGCCCAGACCCUGGCUCCAGCCCUGGCCAGCAGCACGGAGGGAGCUCGCUCUGGA